Molecule: messenger RNA, 1365 nt
Organism: Gracilinanus agilis (Agile Gracile Mouse Opossum)
Lineage: Eukaryota; Metazoa; Chordata; Mammalia; Didelphimorphia; Didelphidae
Gene: GABRA2
Product: gamma-aminobutyric acid type A receptor subunit alpha2
Exons: 9
Coding region: 1-1365 (454 amino acids)
Biological process (GO): nervous system process; monoatomic ion transmembrane transport; chloride transport
Cellular component (GO): dendrite membrane; postsynapse; neuron projection
Molecular function (GO): transmitter-gated monoatomic ion channel activity involved in regulation of postsynaptic membrane potential; GABA-A receptor activity; inhibitory extracellular ligand-gated monoatomic ion channel activity
Source: RefSeq, a predicted model, not a curated record
AUGAAGAAAAAACUGUCAGACUUCACUAUGCAGUUGGUUCUCCUUGUUUUUUUGGUGUGGAAACCAGCAAGGUUGGUGCUGGCUGACCCUCAAGAAGAUGAAGCUAAGAAUAAUAUUACCAUCUUUACAAGAAUUCUGGACAGACUUCUUGAUGGUUAUGAUAAUCGUCUUAGACCAGGAUUGGGAGACAGCAUUACUGAAGUCUUCACAAAUAUCUAUGUGACAAGCUUUGGCCCUGUCUCAGACACAGAUAUGGAAUACACAAUAGAUGUUUUCUUCCGUCAGAAAUGGAAAGAUGAAAGGUUGAAAUUUAAAGGCCCCAUGAACAUUCUCAGACUGAAUAAUCUAAUGGCCAGCAAAAUCUGGACUCCUGAUACUUUCUUUCACAAUGGAAAGAAGUCUGUGGCUCACAACAUGACAAUGCCAAACAAGCUCCUACGUAUCCAGGAUGAUGGAACUUUGUUGUAUACAAUGAGGCUUACAGUGCAAGCUGAAUGUCCAAUGCACUUAGAAGAUUUUCCAAUGGAUGCUCAUUCAUGCCCUCUGAAAUUUGGCAGCUAUGCAUAUACAACCUCAGAAGUCACCUAUAUUUGGACUUAUAAUGCAUCUGAUUCAGUACAAGUUGCUCCAGAUGGAUCCAGAUUAAAUCAGUAUGAUCUCCUAGGCCAAACAAUUGGAAAGGAGACAAUUAAAUCUAGUACAGGUGAAUAUACCGUUAUGACAGCACAUUUCCACUUGAAAAGAAAAAUUGGUUAUUUUGUCAUUCAGACCUAUCUCCCUUGCAUCAUGACAGUCAUUCUCUCUCAAGUAUCAUUUUGGCUGAAUAGAGAAUCAGUACCUGCAAGGACUGUCUUUGGCGUGACAACUGUACUAACAAUGACAACGCUGAGCAUAAGCGCUCGAAACUCCCUACCCAAAGUAGCUUAUGCUACAGCUAUGGACUGGUUCAUUGCUGUUUGCUAUGCAUUUGUGUUCUCUGCCUUGAUUGAAUUUGCCACAGUCAAUUACUUCACAAAAAGAGGAUGGGCAUGGGAUGGAAAGAGUGUGGUCAAUGACAAGAAAAAAGAGAAGGCAUCUGUCAUGAAGAAGAACAAUGCUUAUGCUGUAGCUGUGGCCAAUUAUGCUCCAAAUAUCACCAAGGACCCAGUUCUUUCCACCAUCUCCAAGAGUGCCACCACAGCAGAAACCAACAAGAAACCAGAGGGAAAGCCCGCAGAAGCAAAGAAAACAUUCAACAGUGUUAGCAAGAUAGACAGAAUGUCUAGAAUAGUUUUUCCAGUCUUAUUUGGUACUUUUAAUUUAGUGUACUGGGCUACUUAUCUCAACAGAGAACCUGUGCUUUUAGGGUUUGCUCCAUCAACCUAA